Lichtheimia ornata is the source of this 558-nucleotide messenger RNA. RefSeq lists its product as uncharacterized. NCBI's taxonomy places the organism in Eukaryota, Fungi, Mucoromycota, Mucoromycetes, Mucorales, Lichtheimiaceae. Bases 1 to 558 code for a protein of 185 amino acids. Gene Ontology annotation, biological process: mitotic cell cycle. Gene Ontology annotation, cellular component: DASH complex; mitotic spindle. The record is from RefSeq and is a predicted model, not a curated record. The transcript is spliced from 2 exons.
AUGGAACCCCGCCAUGACCGUGAUCAAGCCAAGACGCCAACACAUCGACAAAGCUUGCCAUUGACUGCUGGUCGACGUGCAACCAUUCUGUUCCGUACCUUGGACCAUUCACAACCACCCGUCGCCAAUCCGAACAAUCCACCUGAAGUCAACACCCAACUACAACGCGAGUAUGAAAAUAUCUGCAAGCUGAACGAAGCAAUGGAAGCCGUCAUUGACAACUUCAACCAGACACGAGAGAGCAUUCAGAAUUUCUCCCAAACCGUGGAUCGAACAGAACAGCUAUUAGACUUGUGGGCAUCGAUCUUAUCACAAUCAGAGCAUACGAGACUCCUGUUAGAAAAUGAACGAUGGCAAGGAACAAGCACACCACCACUUGCACCAAGAUUACAACCAUCUUCUUCACCAGCAUCAUCAUCAUCAACAUCAUCAAACCAACCACAACAGCCUCAGCAUCGAUAUUCAACGAUACGAAAGCAGCAUGAAUCAUCGCGAUCCAGUCUACCACGCUCCUCCACCACUACUCGUAUUCCUAUUAGACGCACAACAAAACGAUAG